Messenger RNA from Aplosporella prunicola CBS 121167, 1062 nucleotides. RefSeq lists its product as uncharacterized. NCBI's taxonomy places the organism in Eukaryota, Fungi, Ascomycota, Dothideomycetes, Botryosphaeriales, Aplosporellaceae. The transcript has a single exon. The record is from RefSeq and is a predicted model, not a curated record. The coding region runs from base 101 to 742 and encodes 213 amino acids.
CGCCCUGGUUAAAUAGUGCCUCUAUUCUCCUCUUCCCCUCUACCCUUCCUCCCCCAUCCAACUCACAAACAUCAAGCAAGCAGCACGCACGCUCAACACAAUGGCCGACACCGACAGAGAAGCAGCACGCAGAGAGCGCCUAGCCCACAUGCGCGCCGACUACGAAGCCUACAUGGACGUCCCCCAGCUCGUACCCCUGAUUGUGAUGCGCCACCGACGCGCCCACAGGCUCCGCCAGUUCGGCUUCCGCGACGAAUCCAUCCGUUACACCCUGCUCGCUAUAUCCCGCCAUGAAAAAGACAAGUUGUUCCGCUACAAGCUCUGCAAGUACGUCCGGUACUGCGCUUUGACGUUCAUCAUAGACUUUAGCGUCGUGGCCGCGUUCUGGAAGAACACUGUGCUUGCCUAUGUGCUCCUGGCCCUGCUUGUCCUGCUCGUGCGCCUGCUGUUCCAUAUCGGGGUGCUCUCGUUCCGCAGAUGGAAAGGCGGCCUCUGGCUUGCUAACUAUUUGCUCUCGACUUUGCUUCUGAUGCGCCCACUGGUUUCUGAUGACCCCCGUGACUUCGACCGCCAACUCUUGAUUGCGGUGAGUCUCGUAAUGCUACUUGCGCUGCUCAUGAUGCGCCGCCCGCUUAGGAUGAUCCGCCUGUUGGCGCCUGUGCUGUUCUAUGCGCCUAUGUGGGAGUGGAAGCGUGAGGUCAAGCUCUUCCGGGAAAGCCAUGGUGAUCUGUUUGGCACUUGAUGCGGGAAUGGCGCAUAGCAUGGGCGAAAAGUGGAAGUGAAGGAGUGGCUGCCAAUAGCCACAAAAAGGCGUCGUCAUGAUUAAGCUCGAACGAGAAGAAGUGCAAGUAAACUAAGUAGUAGUGUAAGGUUAGCAGCGUGGCGCGCUCCAGCGAAGAAGAAAAAGAAAAAGAGGAAAAAAAGAAUGAGGACAGCCAAAAAUCCAAAGCUACCUUCCAUCCGUCAUGCUCGCCUUUUCAGACAAGUAGACCAACCUUCCAGCACUCGUGUACGCCACCCCAAACAACAAGUCUAAUCCACCAAAAGCAAAUCAAAUAAAAC